This is a messenger RNA of Myxocyprinus asiaticus (Chinese sucker), 912 nucleotides long. RefSeq lists its product as uncharacterized. The coding region runs from base 1 to 912 and encodes 303 amino acids. The record is from RefSeq and is a predicted model, not a curated record. The transcript has 11 exons. NCBI's taxonomy places the organism in Eukaryota, Metazoa, Chordata, Actinopteri, Cypriniformes, Catostomidae.
AUGGUGGACAAACAACAAGAGAUGUCAAGGCGUAGUUCCCGAUUGCGGCUAAGUGGAUAUUAUGUCCCUGAAGACAAUGCUGUAAACACCAGUUUUGAUGGACGUGUUCGGCGCAUCUCAUACAGAGAGAGCCCUGUGAGGGUCUUCAAAAAGAGAUCUUGGGCACGUAGAGGUCGCAGUGCAACCCCAACCGCAACCUCAAACAGCAUGAUUGAAUCACUGACAUCAUAUAUUGAUGAUUUCAGUGACACUGGGUUAGAUAUGGAUGUUUCCUCUAACUUUAAGGUGGCAGCCCAAAGGAGGGACAAGAUGUACAAAACCACUUGCUGCAGCAUUUUGCCUUUUUCCUUCAAUAACACUAAUCGAUUUCCAUCUGGGAAUUCUGCAGCUGAGAAAGACUACUACUCAUCAACACUGAAUGACUCCGUGCACACCCAGGAAAAUCCAACAUUUGCCCUCUCGGAUGUUUUCCACUCUCCAGGUCUGGCUGUAGUAAUGCUCUGUUGGUGGCUGGAGAAUGUUUGGCACACUCUGAAUGAGAAUAUCUCAAGAAUCUCACACUCUGAUGUUUUUCAGCUCAGCAGGAAAAUAUGCAAUUUAGAUGCAAGGAAAGUUAUCAUGUUCCUAUUCGCCCUCUGCUUGAUUUUUGGUAUUUGGUAUUGCCUUCCAUUUGCUUUUCCGUCUCACUGGCAUCAGACUGAAAUGCAACCUCCAACGGAAAAAUACACGACCAUACCUGCAAGACCCAGCAGCCGUUUAACCCUCGGCAGCCUGGCAAAAAUUAAGAACGAGAUUGGCGACGUGCGCAAAAGAGAGGCCAACGUGAUGAGAGAGAUCACAUGGCUUAAACUGCAGAAUGAAAAGCAGAAACUGGUGUUGCAAAAAGAUGUCACUGUGCAAGAGAUGAAGUGA